This is a messenger RNA of Planococcus citri (citrus mealybug), 2801 nucleotides long. Its product is annotated as proton channel OtopLc-like. Gene Ontology annotation, molecular function: proton channel activity. The transcript has 9 exons. The record is from RefSeq and is a predicted model, not a curated record. Gene Ontology annotation, cellular component: membrane. Gene Ontology annotation, biological process: proton transmembrane transport. NCBI's taxonomy places the organism in Eukaryota, Metazoa, Arthropoda, Insecta, Hemiptera, Pseudococcidae. The coding region runs from base 194 to 2236 and encodes 680 amino acids.
UAUUCUAGAGAGAGGAUGACUUUCAGAAUGGUUAAGGUUUUUUUAUGUGCUGUACGUCGAAUAGUGUGGACCGUGAUUGAAAAUCGUUGUGCUAAUUGCUGCCGAAUCGCCCCUCAAGUGUUUGAAUGGCCGAUUGGCCGGUGUCGCGAUACCUGUAAAUUGUGCGGUGCCGUGGACGUGUGCCUAAAUUAUUAUGAAUACCAGAAGAACGUCGCCACCUAAUGUUUCAUUUGCAGAUGAAAUAUCAACCUACGAGCAUAAACAUGAAGAUAGGCCGAAUUCUGUAAAUACUGAUUCACCCUCCAAUGCGUGUAGCUAUUCGGAAGUCAUCUCAAAUCUGCCGCCGAACCAUACAGCAGUCAUGUUGCAAUAUCCGACAACCGAUAUUGUUUAUCAUUUUCGUCCUUUUAAAAGACCAUCAAAGUUGGAUCAGCUUCAAGAAAACUGGAGAAAAAUGGGAAGUGAUGCUCUGACUACGAUAUUGUCCGCUUUGUAUGGCAAACUUUUAGUUGUGAUGGGUAUGGCCUUUCCUAUGUCUGAAGUUAUAUCUACUCAUAUUCCUCAUUCGUAUUACGAGGUGUAUUAUUUAUACCUUUACAUCGGCAGUAUGUUAUUCCUAUGUUACAUGUACAUAAUGCUUUGCAAAAUGCAGAAAAAAUCAUCCAGAAGAGAUUUAGACACAUGUUCGGAUUUAGAAUCAUCAUCAUCUUCGUCCUCUUCAUCUGGUGGCAAUUCGUCAGAUUACAGCGAUAAAAAAGAUAGUAAACAUUCUAUGAAUUCGGAUUCCGUUCAGAGAAGUUUAAAAAUGAAAUCCAAGUAUUAUGGCCAAAGUCCGGGAAGUAACUCGCCUCUGCAGCAUUUCGGCAGCUUUUAUUUACGAAUGGGAGCUGUUGCAUUUGGAAUAGGAAGUAUGAUAUAUUCAGGAUUGGAAAUCGGCCAGUAUUUUGAAUUGGAGAGGAAUACCACUUGUCAUAAUGUACUGGUCGCUGUGACACCGGCUACUCGAAUGGCAUUCAUUUUUAUCCAAAUGUAUUUUAUAUUUUUGAAUGAAGAGGAACAAAUAAAAGUGACUCGACACCGGGUUUUUUCUAGAUUUGGUCUGAUGCAUAUGAUUGGCACAAAUCUUUCUGUUUGGUUGAAUGUGUUAAUUCAAGAAACCAAGCACGAAAUUUUGACUUUUUAUAACCCCGAGAAUAACACCAUCGGAUUUAACAAACAGAAUGUGCAUACUUUCAGCAACACUCCGAAAACGACAACGACACCUUUGGUGGUUAAUCAUACGACCGCGACAGAAGCGAUCCGUUUGAAAAGAAGUUUAAAAGGAACUCACUACAUUUACGAAUGUCGUCGUACAAAUAUUAUCGGAUCUUUGGUACAGAACGCCAGUCCUUUUUUGUUUCCUUGUACCAUCGAAUACAGUUUGAUUUGUGCAGCCAUCUUGUACGUGAUGUGGAAAAACAUCAACAACCUGUAUUCCCAUAACAACAACCAAGAGACGACUUCGAAGCUUCCAACGUUACCGCAGUACAAAAAAGCACCUCAUCAUUAUUCGGUUGAUUGCGCACAGGCUCAUAAAGGAUUAUUUUUAGGAAUACUUUUCCUAGUGCUGACCAUCAUAUCGUUGAUAUUGUUUUUCGUACUAGUCUCGAGACCGGAUCUUAUUGCAUUUGCUGUGAUGGAAGUGAACAUUUGCGAAUUGUCGUUGUACGCUAUGUCGACGAUGGCCUCGAUCAUCGGUAUGAUACAGGUACGUCAGUUGAAGUUCAACGGUAGUCGAAGCUUAGAGCUGGAUAAUAUAUUGUUGGUGGGCGGCCAAACGGGUAUACUGAUCUACAGUACGUUUACCAUAAUCGGAGGUCAUUUUACCAAAGAAAAGAACACCAUACUGGUACUGCUGACGGCUUCCGCGUCUCUAAUACAGACAACGUGUCAGACUUUGUUUAUUUUGGACGCAUCGAAGAGGUCUUGCAUUACGCAAGAACAAUUCCGAAAGAAACCGGGCCGCGAGACGAUAACGUUUUUGCUGGUAACCAAUUUAGCCAUGUGGGCUAUAAAUACGUUGGAAAAAUCUAGAGGCGAUUCGCAUCCUAUACAGUUGCACUUUUACGGACUUUGGGCCUGGACUAUAAUCACUCAUGUGUCGAUGCCUUUGGCCAUCUUCUACAGAUUCCAUUCGACCGUGUGUCUGUGCGAAAUAUGGAAACGAGCGUAUAAAAUGAAACACAGUUAUAUCUGAGAGUGCAGCUCGCUGUGCGGCCUAUCUCUCUCUGGCUCACGCUGCUUUUUCUGUGUAGAUAUCAAAGCUCUCUAUCUGUUUCCCUCCUCGUUGGUACAUUGUGCCGUGCAGGGCCGUGUGUUCGCGAGGUGGUAUUCUUCCUUUUUUCUACGUCUACUACGUUUAUGGUGUACGUACAAGUAAAACCGACGAUGGCCAAUGAUGAAAUUCAAUCUACAAAAGGGUAUUGCUUGCUGAGCUACCAUAAUGUUGGUAAUUUGAUCGCGUUUGCGUACUCCUAUUUAGUUCUAAAUGCGUAUUUUGUAUACGUACCUACAUUUAUGAUGUACCAUGCUGGUAUUGCUUGCUACCCGAUCGGUCACGUUCAAGUGUGGAAUCUGCUAUUACUAAUUCAACUCAAUCGGAAUUUUUCAACUGGACGAAACUUUACUCGGUAUAGUUCUCAAGAUUUGUAGGCCUGCGGGUUUCGUAUCAUGUCAAUUUAAUUCUUGAACUAUUAGCAAUGAACCUCAUACGCCCUUUUAACAGAUUAUGUUUUAUAAAUAAAUUAACGUGUGUGUUUUUC